Molecule: messenger RNA, 2289 nt
Organism: Cladophialophora yegresii CBS 114405
Lineage: Eukaryota; Fungi; Ascomycota; Eurotiomycetes; Chaetothyriales; Herpotrichiellaceae
Product: exonuclease 1
Exons: 2
Coding region: 1-2289 (762 amino acids)
Biological process (GO): DNA recombination; DNA double-strand break processing; mismatch repair
Cellular component (GO): nucleus
Molecular function (GO): 5'-3' DNA exonuclease activity; 5'-flap endonuclease activity; metal ion binding
Source: RefSeq, a predicted model, not a curated record
AUGGGCAUCAAAGGCUUGUUGCCUUUGCUGAAAUCGAUUCACAAACAUUCUACCCUCAAGAAGUUCUCUGGACAGACCAUUGGAGUCGAUGCCUAUGGAUGGCUGCACCGUGGCGUGGUGGGCUGUGCUUUCGCGCUUGCCCUGGACAAACCCACCACGAUUCACAUCGAUUUCGUACUAAGCCGAGUCCGCAUGCUCAUCGACUUUGGUGUUAGCCCAUACCUGGUUUUCGAUGGAGACAAUCUACCCAGCAAAGCCGGAACGAACGCUGCGAGGCGGAAAAAGAGAGAAGAGAGCAGAGCGCUAGGCCUAGAAUUGCACAAGGCUGGGAAGACCACUCAAGCCCAGCAAGAACUACAGAAAGCCAUCGACGUGACACCACUUAUGGCCCGACAGCUCAUCGAGGAACUGAAGAAGCUUAAUGUCCAGUACAUUGUAGCACCGUACGAAGCCGACGCUCAGUUGGUGUACUUGGAGCGGAAGGGCAUAAUCGAUGGCAUUCUGGCCGAGGACUCCGACAUGCUUGUAUUCGGUGCAACGCGGCUUCUGACCAAGCUAAACCAAUACGGAGAACUGGUUGAGAUCGAGCGGGCCGACUUUGCCAUGUGCAAGGAGAUUAGUCUUGCCGGCUGGACCGAUACGAUGUUCCGACGGAUGGCGAUCCUCAGUGGUUGCGACUAUCUACCUAACAUUGGCAAACUCGGGCUGAAGACCGCCCAUGGCCUUGUCCGCAAGUAUAACGACGUGGAGAAAAUCUUGCGCAUUGUUCAACUGGAAGGCAAGAUGAUCGUACCAACUGGCUACCUGGAAGAUUAUCGCAACGCGGAACUGACCUUUUUACACCAUCGUGUCUUCUGCCCUACCACACAAAAGGUGGUACAUCUGAAUGAGCUUGCACCAGGAAUGUCCGAUACGAACAUGCCAUUUCUGGGGCCGCACAUCGAUCCUGAAACGGCACUCGGCGUCGCCUGCGGUGACCUCGACCCGUUCUCGAAGAGACCCUUGCAGGUCAACAAAUCGCUUGUGCGUCCAGCUCUGGGAGACCGGAGAAGGCAGAGUUAUGGCCAUGCGACAGACCUGAAGUCGAAGAAAUCGAUAGAGACAUUUUUCCAGCCAUGUCGCCAGCCUCUGGCGGAGCUGGACCCCAAUAGCUUGACACCUUCCCCUUCACAGCAGCGGUUACUCGAACGCAACCGAAAUGCUUCGUGGGAGCCAAGAUUGGUCAACUCGGCCCCUGCUUUGCGACGUAGUACAACAAUCGUGGUUCCGCCUUCGGUCCCUGCCGACCGCGCCAGUUUCUUGGCUCGAGCUGCGACAAUGUCGACAUAUCAGCCACCGAAACGACAGCGUUUGUGUUCAGACUCGGCCGAUCCUUCGCCUACCAAAGAGAUGAAGCAAAGCCCGUUUUUCCCAGUCAAGGGCGCAGAUGCAAGCCCCUUGGCACAAAAGAUGCCUAAGACCAGAAGAAGCCAGAAAUCGAAAUUUGAGGUCUUUGCAGAUGAUAACAGGGGAAUGCUGCUUGGAUCUGAGGUCCAGCAGGCUGCCAGUCCCGACCAUAACGUGCCACGCAAGGCUUCCGCGAAAGUCAAACUGCCACUACCGCUUCAAGAACAUGAUUCCCAGGCGUCAGUGCCACAAUCAUCUCCAAUUGCCAAAUCGCCAAAGCAGCCACUGUCAUCACCUUCGGCGAGCAUGAGCCCUUCACACAACAGCGCCACUGUGAAAGAGAUCGACCAAGACGACGAUCCCGAUGGAUUUGGGGAUCUUCUGGACUAUCACAUUCGAAAGCAAAAUGAAGCGUUGACAAAGGCAAAGCUAAAAGGGUCGUUAAUGGAAACUUUUGGGCUUCAAACGCAGCACCGGCGAGACCGCUCUCUACGGUCUCUGCAAUCACUUCCCCCUAUAGACCCAGGACAACAGACGUACGACCGCGCAUGUGAGGAAGUACAAAUAGGUGCGCUCAGGAGCAUGCCCAAAGCUCGAGAUGGUGACUCAGUCUGCGAUAGGGAGCAUCAAUUCAAUACAUGGGACCGUUCACCACGGAAGGUUCGGCAGGCGGCGUUGGAGUCGCUCAAUAGACGGACUGCAGCACCACCAGCACCACACCUACGAAAUGGAGUCAUUGGCGACCGGCAGCCGAGUACCCAAGCAGAGGGCCACACCUCAGCACCAGGUACUGUGCGUGGUAGUGAGGAUGCUUUGGUGCCCAACAGCGAGGAUGAGAGCUCAGUGGUGGGCUCGCCUCAACCCAAGUUUGACCUCAGUGUGUUUUCAUUUGUAUCGGCGUGA